This is a messenger RNA of Eremothecium gossypii ATCC 10895, 852 nucleotides long. RefSeq names its product snoRNA-binding rRNA-processing protein IMP4 (gene IMP4). The coding region runs from base 1 to 852 and encodes 283 amino acids. Lineage: Eukaryota; Fungi; Ascomycota; Saccharomycetes; Saccharomycetales; Saccharomycetaceae. The record is from RefSeq and is marked provisional. Gene Ontology annotation, biological process: rRNA processing. Gene Ontology annotation, molecular function: rRNA primary transcript binding; snoRNA binding. Gene Ontology annotation, cellular component: small-subunit processome; Mpp10 complex; nucleolus. The transcript has a single exon.
AUGUUACGUAGACAGGCCCGUGAGCGGAGGGAGUAUCUGUACCGCAAGGCUCAAGAGCUGCAGGAGUCCCAACUGCAGCAGAAGAGAGAUUUAAUCAAGCAGGCGCUGGCGCAGGGUAAGCCUCUGCCUAAAGAGGUGGCAGACGAUACAAAACUGCAGCGUGACUAUCAGUAUGAUGAGAGUGCUCAGGAGUCGAUAGAUGAUGAAUAUAGCGCUCUAAGUGGUAUUGUGGAUCCAAAGGUUAUUGUAACAACCUCUCGCGACCCUUCCACUCGGUUGUCGCAGUUUGCAAAAGAGGUAAAAUUGCUGUUCCCAACGAGCGUGCGUCUCAAUAGAGGUAACUAUAUCAUGAAGAACCUUGUGGAUGCGUGCCAAAAGUCCGGCACGACCGACCUUGUGGUCCUACAUGAGCACCGCGGUGUACCCACCGCGCUGACGAUAUCCCACUUUCCACAUGGCCCCACAGCGUCGUUCAGUCUCCACAACGUUGUCCUCCGCCACGAUAUCUUAAAUGCCGGGAACCAGUCUGAGGUGCAUCCCCACCUUAUCUUUGAUAAUUUCACUACUCCAUUGGGGCAACGGGUCGUUAAAAUACUGAAGCACAUGUUCCCGCCCGGAGUCAAGAAAGACAGCCCUAGGGUCAUCACAUUUGCGAACCGCGGCGAUUUCAUUAGUGUGCGGCAGCACGUAUACGUCAAGACGAGAGAUGGAGUUGAAUUGGCGGAGGUGGGACCACGGUUCGAAAUGAAGCUCUACGAGCUGACACUGGGCACCUUGGAGAACAAGGAUGCUGACGUCGAGUGGCAACUGAGACGUUUCGUGAGAACUGCUAAUAGAAAGGAUUAUCUGUAG